CAAACCAGGAGCAAUGCAAGCAGCCCUGCCUGCCAUCUCUUGUCUGCAUUCAGAAGUCUCCCCCAAGAUGCGUGGAUCAGUGUGAUGCUGCCUGCGUGAAGAAGUGUACAGAUCCAUGUGGCAAUAUCUGUGCAAAGUCAUGCACAACUAAAUGUGUAGACUCCUGCAAUGGCAUCAGUACAAUGCUGUGCAUGACCAAAUGCGUGGAUCCAUGUGGCGCAGCCUGCGUGAAGGAGUGCACAACCAAAUGCAUGUGCCCAAGCAACACUGUCUGUGCGAAGCCUUGUGUGACCAAAUAUGUGGAUCCAUGUGGCACCAGCUGUGUUACGUCAUGUGUCACCCCAUGCCCGGAGCCAUAUAACACCGUCUGUGUCAAGGAGUGCAUUACCAAGUGCAUGGAUCCAUGCGGCACUUUCUGUGCAGAGCCGUAUGUUACCAAGUGUGUGCAUCCAGGCUGUAGCAGCUCUGCAAAGCUGUGCAUUACCAAAUGCGUGGAUUCGUACAACACUGUCUGCGUGAAGGAAUGCACUAUCAAGUGUGUGGAUCCGUGCAGUACCAGGUGUGCAAAGCCAUGUGUUACUAACUGUGUGGAUCUGUGUGGCACUGUGUGUGCAAAGCCAUGCAUUACCAAGUGUGUGGAUUCAUGCUGCACUGGGUGUGGAAAGCAGUGUGUUACCAAGUGCAUGGAUCCAUGUGGCACUAUAUGUGCAAAGCCAUGUCUUACCAUGUGUAUGAAUCCAUGCAGCACCAGGUGUGCAAAACCAUCUGUUGCCAAGUGUGUGGAGCUGUGCAGCACUGUGUGCCCAAAACCAUGCAUUGCUAAGCAUGGAGAUCCAUGUGGCACUAUCUGUGUGAAGGAAUGCACUACAAAAUGCAUGGAUCCACGUGGUGUCAUCUGUACUAAGCCGUGUGUUACCAAGUGUGUGGAUCCAUGCGCCACCAGCUGUGUUACAUCCUGUGUCACCAAGUGUAUGGAGUCAUGUAGCACCGUCUGUGUCAAGAAGUGCACUGUCAAGUGCAUGGAUACUGUUUGUGCCAAGCCAUUUGUUCCCAAACACAUGGAUCCAUGCUGUCCUAGGUGCAUGGCUUCUGGUACCAUGUGCAUGGAACCUUGUGCUCCUCUCUGCAAGAAGACCUACCCACUCCAGAGCGUGGAUCCACACCUCCCCAAGUGCCCUCCGGUGCAGCAGUGCUGCCAGAAGCCAAAGCAGGGUUAGCAACCACUGAAGUACCAGCAAUUAUGGCAUGAGGACAAGCGAUGAAUACACGUGCCACUUGUUCAGCUUCCCCAGCCUGUGGAUCUGGCAUUCCCUUUGCUUUAGACUGUGACUCUUCAAAAGUUUCUGUGCUCAGCCUAACUUUAUGCCUUGUUUUUGCCCUUGCUGUCUAGGGAUCAGUACUUUCCUUGGAAUUUGUAAGUGAUGAACUUGGUAC
Molecule: messenger RNA, 1434 nt
Organism: Gavialis gangeticus (Gharial)
Lineage: Eukaryota; Metazoa; Chordata; Crocodylia; Gavialidae
Product: keratin-associated protein 10-4-like
Exons: 1
Coding region: 183-1217 (344 amino acids)
Source: RefSeq, a predicted model, not a curated record